CACUACACAAGGGUGUGACAGUAUUCAUUCACUUCCUAUGUUAUCAGUGACAGAGACUCAGUGUUACCAUGUAGUUACAUAUUUAAAGUAUCCCAUAAUACCGUAUAGCGGGUAAUUUUCGGAGGACAAAAUAUUCGUGGUUCAGCAAUAUUGAGACAUUUUGUGGGUAAUAUUUUCGUGGUUAGAGCUUGCACUGUAGGUAAAGGUAGGCAAGGUCGCUUCAUUCGUGGGUAAAAUAUUCGUGGUCAGACCUCCAACCACGAAAACCACGAAUAUUUUGCCCCACGAAAAUUACAUGCUAUAUGGUACUCAACUGCUAAUGAUAUAAUUAUAGCUACACAACUUGAUCAUAGCUGCACAACUUGUGAAACUGGUGACUUCUACAACUCAACCAAGAAUACAGUAUAGCUAUAAGUCCACAAAUUCUCAAAAGCAAAUUUUAUCAUGGCAACCCCAUUGAACUGUGUCAAGGAUGUUACGAUGUUAACAGAACCCGAGAUUGAAACAAGAGCAGCUAGUGAUGCACCCUUCUUCAAGAUUGAAGUUGACGUAAAGGGGAAGGAGUAUCUGUGUUAUGAGAGCUCUGACAACCAUGGGCUGAUGUACCCUCCUCCCAAAACAGACAACUGCAAGAGUUCCUCGGUUGUGAUGAAGAUGGUCAAGUUGGAGAAGCAGGGAGACAGCGAUCAACACGGCUAUGUUAUCACAAACCCUGUGGUCAAAGAUACCUACCUCAAAGUCAUGACUGACGAAACUUUCGGAUCGAAGAAGAAGAGAGCUGUGAGGUUUGAUAAGAAGUCAGAAGAGAUGUUUUACCAAAGCCAGCUGUUCAAGCUUUGCAAGAAUACUGAUUCAGAAACAAAGUUUGCUCUCUACACAACUGCAAUCAACAGCAAAGGCAACAUCGUGACCUACUACCUGAAGCCCGAGUCAGGUACCAUUGUGGCUGAAGAGAGCAGCUCACCAGACAACUGCUAUUGCUUCUCGUUUGGUGUAGAACAAGUCACUUAUGGACCAGCACUCACAGCGUCACAGCUGGCUCAACUACUCUUACAAUAUGGAUCUGUUCAAGUUGUCAUACAACUUGGAAGUGGAUUCUUCCUAAAAACGGAUACUCGUAAUAAGACACUCUUUGAUGACUCGCUCUUCUUUACUGAUACCGAACCAAUUCCCCUCAGCUGUGAGUUCCGUGAAAAUAUGAUAUUAUCCUAUGGAUACUGAAGAUUAUCACGAGUCUGUGACAGUUACUAUAGGCACGGACGAGUGAUAAUCAUCAGUAUCCAUGGGAUAAUGCAUUUAUUGCUUGGCAACCAAAAUGCAGAAACUGCGCAUGCGCAACAUGCGGUUGCUUUAUCAACCAGAAGAAUGCGUAGCAACAAAAUUGAGUUCUCCCAGUUGAAGACGAGUUUAAGAGAAAGAAAACAGCUAGAAAGAUAAAGAAAUAUAUAAGACUCUAGAACACCAAGAGAGCUUGCAGAAGGCUACUUAAAGAUUUUGUAGAGAACUGACAAGAAAAAAAGACAAGAAAAACGUUGACAACCUGCAGCAACCUCAGCAGUAAUAUUUCAUAAGGUCAGUCGUCCUCCAACAUUUCAAUUUGAAGCGAUAUCACGGUCAUCGAACGAUAGGCAGACGAUCAUCUGUGAGCUUGGUCAUCAGAAUACUACUGGUCGUCAGAAUAACUAUCUGACAUUGGGCAACGAUCCACUUAAAAAUGUCACAGCAACUACAGAGAAAAGAUUGGCAACAUCGUUUGUUAUUCAUCAAGUGUUAGCCUAACAUGAUGCUGCUGUAAUGUAGUUAUGAGGCACUAGCUGUACAUGACUGUUAUAAUAAAUAUAGUCAUAUUGAACUGCUGUAAAUUGUAGAAGAAUCUAGUAGUAUUAUAGCUGAAUAUUUUUUGCCCCAGAUAAUUAGCUGACUACAAAAUAUAUAAUUAUUUUGAUUGGUA
This is a messenger RNA of Halichondria panicea, 1951 nucleotides long. RefSeq lists its product as uncharacterized. The record is from RefSeq and is a predicted model, not a curated record. Bases 445 to 1221 code for a protein of 258 amino acids. The transcript is spliced from 8 exons. Lineage: Eukaryota; Metazoa; Porifera; Demospongiae; Suberitida; Halichondriidae.